Molecule: messenger RNA, 477 nt
Organism: Parnassius mnemosyne (clouded apollo)
Lineage: Eukaryota; Metazoa; Arthropoda; Insecta; Lepidoptera; Papilionidae
Source: the annotation of a GenBank genome assembly
AUGAAAAGAAGAAUUCAACUCGUGUUACCGGUUUGCGUAAUGGUUGGUAUUAUAUUCUGGGCAACAGGAUCAACAGGAAUAUACAUCACUAAUCUGUCAGAGGCGUGCUAUCGAUGCCUGUGUCACGUCGCCACAAAAUGUGACACGUCGCACGGUUGCACUGCGGGCUACUGCGGACCUUAUAACAUAUCUCGAGUGUACUGGAUCGAUGCCGGAAGAGUAACAUUGCCGGAUGAUGAUCCAGAAAGAAAUCACGCUUGGGAAGACUGCGCAAGGAGUUACCAUUGCUCGAAAAGAAUAAUUGAAGGAUACUUACAAAAAUUUGGCAAGGACUGCAACAACGACGGCAUCACUGACUGCUUUGAUUACAUGAUGGUGAACGGCAACGGUGGCUACGGUUGCUCCGCACCACUCAACCGCUCCGCGAACGGCAGGCUCUGGCUGCGGAGAUUCGAAGAGUGCAGGAAUUCAUUAUAG